UACAAUUUCGUUUUUAUUUUUCAUAAGCUGGCAACGCUCACAACAUAUGUUUUCGCCAAACGCUAGUGUGGCAAGGCCAUGCAUGCGCUUCCACAGGCAUUUCAAUACUACAGCAAAACAGCGGCAAAUUAAUAAAGUUCUGAAUGAAACUAAAGUUGUAAAAAUGGUUAAAUGUUGCUGUAAAAUCGUACAAUAAUAAUUUAUUUGUAGAGUAUAUAAACAAUCCUUGUAAAUAUUCGUUUCCAAGUAGCGCAUUAACGGGUCGACAAUCCCGAAUAAAUCAGAGUAUAAAUUCAUUAGAUGCCCGUUUAAUGCCAAGCAGAAAACUCGCCACGUACAAAAUUGUGUAAAUAAUCACAAAACCCGCAACGAAUUAGGUGUCUGAUAAAAAUAUAAAACAAAAACCAAAUGCUGGCAUUAACAUGUUUUCCGUGAGAGGGGCGUGCAAUAAUCAGUAGAAGAAGGAGGAAGAAUAGAACCAUCCAUCAACACAACACAACUACACAAUAACAGUAAACAGUAAACACACGCACAUAAUGGACGAGAAGCUGAAAUAUUCGCUGCUGCGCGGCGAACUUGUGGACACACAAAACAUAUGGACGAGGCACGAGAAGCGUGUUUGGUUCAUCACCCUCUUGACGGGCACCUGUAUGUUGUACUCCACCAGGACAACUAUGCCGCUGCUUGUCCCCGCCGUAGCUGCCGCACAAAAAUGGAGCAAAACAGACUCCGGUACCGUGCUAAGCUCUUUCUUCUGGGGUUAUACGUUGACUCAGGUGCUGGGCGGCUAUUUUAGCGAUCGUUUUGGCGGACAGCGUGUAAUAUUGUUGGCUGCUUUAGGUUGGUCCGUCAUUACCUUUCUUAUGCCCACCAUCAUCUGGUCGGCGGCGUCCGUUAAGAGCUAUGCGAUACCUUUAAUUGUCACCAUACGCAUCUUGAAUGGCGCCUUGCAGGGCGUUCAUUUUCCUAGUAUGAUCAGUCUGACCAGCCAGAAUCUCUGCCAGAAUGAGCGUAGCAGCUUUUUCGGACUACUCACCUCGGGUUCCGCGAUGGGCACGCUUCUCACUGGCAUUAUGGGCUCCUUUGUGCUCGAUUAUUUCGGCUGGUCGUAUGUCUUUCGAGUGAUUGGGUUAAUGGGCUUUGCCUGGGCGCUGGUCCUGCGCUACUAUGCCAUGGCUGGCGAACGCAAUCGGAUCAUCAACAUUGCGACGCCGGCGCGUUUGUGUGCCAACAAAACGCCAGCGGAGACCACGGUGCCCUGGUUGCGCUACUUCAGCCGUUUAUCCUUUUGGGCCUGUGUGCUGACGCAUGCCUGCGAGAUGAACUGCUUCUUUGUGCUGCUCUCGUGGUUGCCCACCUACUUCCACGAUGGCUUUCCACAUGCCAAGGGCUGGGUAGUCAACAUGAUACCUUGGCUGGCGUUACCGCCCUGCACCUUCUUUGCCAAAUACCUAACUACGCGGUUGAUAGCCAGGGAAUGGUCCACGACGACGGUGCGCAAGUUGAUACAAAGCUGCUGCUUUGCUGCACAGAAUGCAGCAUUGUUUGUGAUGAGUCGCACAACAGAUUUCCAUACAGCACUCAUCUGUAUGACCAUCAUCAUUGGCGGCACCGGGUUCCACAAUAAUGCAGUUACCGUGAAUCCGCAGGAUUUGGCUCCACUGCAUUCGGGCAGCGUUUUUGGACUGAUGAACACAGUGGGCGCCAUACCAGGAUUCUUGGGAGUCUAUCUUGCGGGACACAUUCUCGAAUUGACGCAGAGUUGGCCGAUGGUAUUUAGUGCAGCGGCUGGCAUUAAUCUGAUUGGUUGGAUCAUAUUCCUAGUCUUUGGCUCGGCUGAGGCGAUUGUAUAAGAAGCAACUGAACAUUCUCUGGACAAAUUCUCCAUCUCCAAAAAGAAGGCAGAAUCAAUAGUAUUUAUUGCAAAUGUGUAAAUAGUUUAAGAUAGAACAAAAGCAAAUUGCUGCUAGCGUGAUAAGUUCAAAUAACCCAUAAAUUGAACAUAUAUACACUAUAUAUGACGCAUGCCACGAAACUAAAGAUAAUGAUAAAAACAAAACCCAUUAAAGCUCGUUGUCAAUCAGCGCAAGUCGGAAAUUGUAUUUUUUAAAUGUCAGACAAUGUUAGUGAUAAACAAAAUGAGA
Messenger RNA from Drosophila sulfurigaster albostrigata, 2144 nucleotides. RefSeq names its product voltage-gated purine nucleotide uniporter SLC17A9 (gene MFS18). The transcript has 3 exons. Bases 537 to 1853 code for a protein of 438 amino acids. Gene Ontology annotation, molecular function: transmembrane transporter activity. The record is from RefSeq and is a predicted model, not a curated record. Lineage: Eukaryota; Metazoa; Arthropoda; Insecta; Diptera; Drosophilidae. Gene Ontology annotation, biological process: transmembrane transport.